Carcharodon carcharias (great white shark) is the source of this 7161-nucleotide messenger RNA. RefSeq names its product angiomotin (gene amot). NCBI's taxonomy places the organism in Eukaryota, Metazoa, Chordata, Chondrichthyes, Lamniformes, Lamnidae. Bases 732 to 3293 code for a protein of 853 amino acids. Gene Ontology annotation, cellular component: bicellular tight junction; lamellipodium; cytoplasmic vesicle. The transcript is spliced from 13 exons. The record is from RefSeq and is a predicted model, not a curated record. Gene Ontology annotation, biological process: hippo signaling; actin cytoskeleton organization; angiogenesis. Gene Ontology annotation, molecular function: signaling receptor activity.
UUUAUUCGCGGUUGCUGUGGUUUCCAAGGGGAGGUUCAUUUCCUGCAUUCCUAUCAUACUCCCAGAAUGAGCGAGAGCAGAUUAAUAAUUAUUACCAGCUUUGGUUCCUAAAGGAAGAAGAAGAAACUAGAUGGGGGGGAAAAAAGGAGAGGAGCAAGAAAGAAGCAUGAUUUGUUUUGUUCUGAAGAUUUCUUGAAAGGCUUAAUUUGUGGCUUGACUUGUGGAAGGGACCAAUACACUAACUUGGAGUUUCUCCGUUGAGGAAGGAAGCGAGCUACAGAAUUGCCUUCCAGUUGCAAUUGUUAUGUGCAACAUUCCAUCUUGUUCAGGGAAGACUGGUGGUGGCGGGGGGGGGCGGCGAGGAAUUGCGCUGUAGCCAAAGAUUGUUUCAAAGAAACAGCCGGCAACGUGCCUGGCAGGAUAUGUCUCUACGUGGCGAUAUGGGAGCAAUGAUCGCAAAACGCCAGCCCGACCGUUUGCAAUAUUGAGAAAGCUCUGGAGUAGAGUCAUUGGGUGUAAAGGGUCUUGGUGAUCAGCUGUCUAUCCUACAAGGAGCCAGGAGUCCAUUUGAACAAGAUGCCAUUUACUUGGAGGAACACAGCCAGUUACUGCACAGGCAUGAGCUCUCCACGAUAGCUGAGGAGGACAUUGGAAAGAGUGAAACAGAAACAGGCAAGGCUCACUUUGAUGUCAACCAUCUGCAAGACAUUCACAGAACACACGGGCUUGAGAUGAGAAAUUCAGAAGAAGGAGCAAGUGGGACAGUUCUACAGCGUUUGUUGCAAGAGCAGCUUCGAUAUGGAAACCCCACUGAGAAUCGAAACCUUCUUGCCUUGCACCAGCAGGCAACAGUAAAUGUCAUCGCCUACAACAGUAAUGGGUCUGUAGUACUUCCAAAUGAUGGCCUGACACAAGAUGAGCGUCAAAUGGUCCCACAUUCUGCACGACAGGAACCCCAGGGCCAGGAGCUACAAGUUGACAAUAGUGUUAUGGAGAAGCAGCUGCAGACCCGAGCAGCACAGAAUAGCGAGGAACUGCCAACUUAUGAAGAAGCGAAGGUCCAAUCGCAGUUUUUCAGAGGACAGCAGCAUACAGCAGCGGGAACUGCUUUCUUUGUUACUGGAAUAAAUAACCAGAAAAUGAGAACUGAAGGACGGUCCACAGUCCAGAGGGUGGGUACUGGAAAGGUUCACCAAGAUGAUGGACUUAAAGACUUGAAACAAGGUCAUGUCCGCUCUCUGAGUGAACGACUUAUGCAACUCUCCUUAGCUACAAGUGGUGUCAAAGCACAGUCCUCAGUUGCAAGUAGUGUAAUUUCGUCCCAACAGGCAAACGAAUUCUACACACAUGCUGGGCAUGUUUUGUCUCAGACAUCCAUGAAAGGCAUAGACCCUCGGGGGCCUCCACCAGAAUAUCCAUAUAAAAAUAUGUCAACGUUACCAGUUACUUCCAAGGCUCAGGAUUAUGGAAAUUUCUACAGUGACUUUAGAAUGGGAAUGACGACUGAGAUAUUAAAACCUGUCCCAAACUCGCAACACGUCAAGCCAGACGCUCCUGUUAUGAGGUACCAGCCACCUCCUGAGUAUGGAGCUGCCAGGCAAACUCAAGAGGGGGCGAUACAUCAGUUGCAGUUACAACAGCGAAUCUAUCAGCAUAGCCCAUCAUCAUCUCAGACAUCAAUGGGAUCUGCGUCUGUAAUGCAGCCACCACCCUCACCAAACCUGGUGGCUGCUCAACCCCAGCAGGUCCCAUUUGCAGGCCACCCGCAUCAGCAGUUCCAGGGAGACCCAUUGGCCAUUGUCUUGCGAGCUCAGCAGAUGGUGGAAAUCUUGUCAGAGGAAAACCGUGCUCUUAGACAGGAGUUAGAGGGAUACUAUGACAAAGUGGCUAAAUUACAGAAGCUGGAGAUGGAAAUUGAGAGGGUUUCAGAAGCUUAUGAAAACCUGGUGAAGUCGUCUUCCAAGAAGGAGGCCUUGGAAAAAGCCAUGCGGAACAAGUUAGAAGGUGAAAUCCGCAGACUUCAUGACUUCAAUCGAGAUCUGAGAGAUCGACUGGAAACUGCUAACAAACAGCUUGCUGUUAAAGAGUGUGAAGGUUCCGAAGACAACCGAAAAACUAUCGCUCAGCUCAUUGGGCAGAAUAAAGAAAAUAUGAGAGAAAAGGAGAAGCUGGAAAUGGAGCUAUCUGCCCUCCGUUCUACCAAUGAGGAUCAGCGAAGACACAUUGAAAUCCGUGAUCAGGCCUUGAACAACACUCAGGGCAAAGUGGUCAAAUUGGAGGAAGAGCUGAAGAGGAAGCAGGUGUAUGUGGACAAAGUGGAAAGAAUGCAGCAGGCUCUGAUCCAGCUCCAGGCAGCAUGUGAGAAACGGGAGCAGCUUGAACAUCGGCUACGAACUAGGCUUGAAAGGGAAUUGGAAUCCCUUCGGAUGCAGCAGCGUCAGGGAACCUCCCAGACAACCAGCGUCCCUGAGUGUAAUGCUACUUCAUUAAUGGAGCUGCUACGUGAGAAGGAGGAGCGAAUCCUUGCCUUGGAGGCUGACAUGACCAAGUGGGAACAGAAGUAUCUGGAAGAAAGCGUGAUGCGGCAGUUUGCAUUGGAUGCUGCAGCUACAGUUGCAGCUCAAAGGGAUACCACGGUUCUAGGCCAUUCUCCAAAUGGUAGCUACGAAACAUCCUUGGAAGCUCGGAUUCAGAAGGAAGAGGAGGAAAUCCUGAUGGCUAAUAGGAGGUGUCUUGACAUGGAAAGCAGGAUUAAAACUCUUCAUGCUCAAAUUAUUGAGAAAGAUGCGAUGAUCAAAGUUCUCCAACAGAGGUCACGGAGGGAACAAGUCAAAACAGAACAGCCAGCUGCUUUAAGACCUUCAAAAUCUCUUGUUUCUAUUUCCAAUGCUACAUCUGGGCUUUCGUCCUAUCCCACACUGCUGUCCAGUAAUCCAAUAAUUGAGGAGAAGAAGGAAGACAGGAGCUGGAAAGGCAGUUUGGGUUUUCUGCUCAGCACAGACAGACAUGAGUCACAUUCUUCCUCCUCUUCCCCAGUACUACCCUCCACACCACUUCUAUCAGCGCAUUCUAAAACAGGAAGCCGGGACAGCAGCACCCAGACAGAAAGAGGUCCUGAGCAUAAUAAAUUGGGCACUACCUCACCAUCGCAAGGAAAGCCAGGCAGUAACAGCCCUGCAAGCAUGGAAAAACCAGACAGCUUUCCUUUGAGCAAUACACUUGACAGGAAAGUUCCCCCUUCUCCAUUUGGGCAGGACCUUGCUGAUAACGAGAUGGUGGAAAUCCUAAUUUGAACUCUUCUCACCUAGGACAAAGUGAGGAGGCAAUAAAGGGAAUUUGAAAUAUGAAACCUGAUCUCCUUGACAUCCUUUGUGGGGGAAAAAAAACAUGAAAGUGGAUCCUCGUUUGUUCCAGGUGAAGUGCAUAUAAAGCUAGAGCACUUCAGGAAGCAGCAAAAUUUGAACUAAAGGAUGUAUAUGUUUUAUAAUCACAUUCUUUAUGAACAAUGUACAUGGAAAGAUAAAUUAUCCACCCAGCCCUUCAUAGAUCAGUAUCAGUAUGAACUCUUUCAAGAAGUAUCUGCACUGCCUUGUACAGUACAUUCCCACUCAAGUCAAUACAUUUACCAUUUAAAAUUGAAGUACUACGUACACAAAAAACAGUAUAUUGAGAAGACAGUUAUGCGUUGGAGUUGCUCUUUGACCAAUAACAUUGUACUAAAGAGGAAUAAAGAGCCUUUGAGGUGGAGGCCAGAGUCGGAUUGAAUCUCAAGUCACUCAAUCCUGGCAAAAAGAUCAGGUUCCCUCCUGUUUUUGUUCAGGAUUACAAAAAACUGGAACACAUAAUUUGAAGGUGGAUGUUUCAAAAACUCUGGAUUGUGUAUGAAGUAGUUCAUUACUAAUUAAAGUUAAAUAUGCCUUCAUGGUCCUCUAGGUCACGUAUGCAGAGACUCUUAAACGAUCACUUACUAUCUGUCCCAGUCCUAAAUUUAAUAGUUCCAGGAUUUCAUCUCCAAUUUUCUCCAUUUUCUGACUGAAGCCACUGUCUUAUACCGACCAUGCGGUUCUGUAGCACUGACAAUCUUCCAGCAUCUCGUCAAAGUGUAUCAUCUUAAAGAAUGAGCCAAAACAGUGUUGGAAGAGCAAUUCAACAGUGAGGACCACGCAGUUGAGCCUAAUUCUUUUGGUACCUGGCAUCUGUGCAUGGGCACUUUCCACACUUACGUCACUGGAUAACAUUCAAGAGCAUGAAUCUUGGCUGAUUUUUUUUCUCCUCCUCCAUAGCAAAUGGAUACCCAGAUUAAUUGUAAAGCUCCCUGAUGUCCCCACCACUGCUUUCCUGACUAAGAUUAACCUGCUCACCACAGGCAACUAUUUCCAGUUUUAAUCAGUCUUGAAAGGCCACCUGAAAUACAGCCCAUGCAUAGUUAUUAUAGACCAGUAUAAACAACUGAUGACAAAAUGCAUGUAGAUCCAGUAUAGCUCCUGGCUAUGUGAUAACCCUCUUCUCCGUCAAAAAAAACGUUCUUCAAAAUGUCAUUCUGCUUUAGCAGUUUGCCUUUUAAGUAUGUAAAUUGUGGGAUCAAUAGAAACAUGUAACAUGCAACCUGUUUCGCAGUGUACCUUAACAAGUGAGGUUCAGACCUGUACCUCCUGUGCACUGUUUACAGGUAAUCUGUUACUUUUACAAUAUCAUCCUGGGAUUCUGAAAAAUUUGUCUAGCUUUAAUAUAUCUUGUAACUUGUACGUUUCCGUCUAUUGGUUAAAAUAUUGUUGUAAACACAACAGACUUCAUUUUACUCGUGCAAGUUCUGGGGUGUCCAUUAUAAUCCAUUUGAGUCCCAAAUACGUGGAAUUUGGUGUAUGCAAUAUAUUUUUGGUGUACAUUUAAUAGACAGGUGUUGUUCCGCAGGUAUAACCAGAUCAUAAAGAAGCUUUAUGCUUUGCUUAAUCGAUCUGCAUUCAAACCUUUUAUAAUUUGUGGGUAUUAUGAUAGCUUGGUAAUCUGGAAAAUAAAAUAGCAACAUGGUUUGCGGCCUUGUGAACAGUUUUAUUGAGCAUGCUGUUACCAGUGUGUUACAGAUAAAAUAAAAUGUACUCGGGUCAGAUGCACCCACUGCCAAUACCAUUACUGCCAUUAGUGAUAGACCUAUAACCAUAAUAAUUCGCUCUGGUGUUGUAUAGCUCAAAAUAAUUUGCAAGGGCAAAAACAAUAAUGAGCUACUGGACAUUUUUGAGUUUGUGGACAUAUAAUGAAAAUUUCGUAUGCCCAUCAUUAAGUUUUGCUAAAAUAUUGCAAUGACACAAAUUGCUCCAUUUAAAAUUUAUCUUCUCCCUCCUGUUUAGGUUGUUUUAUGGCUCCUCCUCUCAUUCAGUGCCAUUUACUGGGUGAAAUAGCAGAUAGGAGCCCUGAGUCCAGUCCCUUUAAUGCUGGUCCAGAGUUGGCUUGGAACUGGGUGACCAGAGGAGCUUGUAGAAUGUGGGUGUAGAGUGGACAUUCUUAAUUGUCUGUCACAUUCGUGUGAAAAUGUGGACCACUUCUACUUGCCAACAUUGUUGCUAAAAUAUCUGUGCUCAUAAUAAAUCACUGGAGGGUGAAUGUACAUUCUUUUUAUGUAAAAAUUGAAUUAAUUAGUUUUGACUAAUUAAUCAUUUCCCAGCCAAGUUCUGAGUUUCAAAAUUUUUGAAUAUAUUUCUGUUUGUGCAAGAAAUGUUUAUACCUAAUGUAGAUUUAUCUAAUUUAUAUCACAGUUGUGACUUGAUAUCUUUUAGUACACAAGUUAGUGACUGGUUCAGUAGUAAUGUUACGCCUGGAAUAUAACGAAAAUGCUGCUAUGUAACAGUUGUAUCCCUUAAGUACCAAAACCCCACAACAAUGUAUGAGCCUUGUUAAAAGGCUAUAAAAUAGCACAUACCUAGGAAGGUGUUAUAGUUACAAAGCAGAAGUACCUGAAUCUUGGUUCAAUGCUGAGCAUUAAAUCUAGACUGAUAAGGGAUUGCAAUAGAAAUUUCUCAUGCAUAUGUGUGUUAUAGUGUCUUAACCAGUGGUGAUUAAUCCAGCAUAUAUUUAUAGCCAAGGGACACCCAUUUUUACUUUUUGCUGAUGUCAAGUUGAUGGAAAUUGCUGCACUGACUAGCCCAGUGAGAUGGUGAUGUACUCUUUGCUAUUAAAGUGGUGCCCUCUUAUCAGAGCCCAAUUAGUAGAAAAGAAUUAUGUUCAGCAACAGAUGACCAUAUGACGAGCUCAGCCAUAAAUCUUUAAUUAUAAUUUUAGCAAGUUGUGCAUACAAUUUAUAUAAAGAGUUUGCUUUUAAGAAGCCAGUUUCAAGCUAAAGAAAAACAAAACACUGCGGAUGCUGGAGAUAUGAAAUUAAAAACAAAGUGCUGGAAAAAACCUCAGCAGGUCUGGCAGCAUCUGUGGAAAGAGAAACGGAGUUAAUGUUUGGAGUUCAAUACGACUCCUCUUCGGAACUGUCCAGACUAAACAAACUCAGCUGUGCAAAUAAUAAAUGAGAUGCACAAGCUGGAAAUGGAAUUGACUAACGUCAGAAAUUAAUGGAUAACUGGGAGUUAUUUACAUAUCAAAAAUAGUAGUUGUCAAGCUAACCUUCAGAAAGUAACUGUCACCACCUGCAUAUUGGGGCACUAAAACAUAUUUCUUCGAGCGAUAAAGGUAUAUAGUGUACAUAUAUUUAAAUGGUUCUGGUUCUAAAGCCUGGAACAUUGCACUGCACCAUUCUGUCCUGCACAAAAUUAGCAAUGUCUUGUUCAAAUUUGGGAAUAACUUAGUUAAAAAUACCAAGUCAUGACUGUAUAUAGCAUUUCAAAAGCUGAUUUUUAUUCAAGUUUUAAAAUUAGCCUCACUGUAAUGACGAAGCAAGAAUUUUUUUAAAAACCUAGGAAUGGUAAUGGUGCCGAUCUUUAAGAUUUUGAUAUGCAGGCAUUUGGUUACUCAAGUUGUGCACUUAACAAUUAGGAAAUAAAUCUCAUACGUGGUGCCUUUUUUAAAAAAAAAUCAUUUUUACUCUGUUGUAUAUAAUCCAAAACUAUUGUUAGAAUUUUAAAGCUGGCUUUUUGCUCUUAAGUUAAAACCAACUGUAUUUUGUAUUUUCUCAGUUGUAUUGUUUAUUGUAUAUUUAAUAGAAAAGUUUUCUAAAUUGUA